AUGCUUUCACACCAGAUCCUCCAUUCCAUGGAGAUCCAGCAGGCCUGGACCUUCCCAAGGGAAGGCUUCCCCCCAACAGAACUGCUCAGCUGGGAUCAGGGGACCCCCCCAAGGUGCCAGGUGACGGCCAAGCAGCUCCUGCUCCAGCCCAGGGUCCAGGAAAGAGCUCAGGGUCUCCAGGUUGUGCUCCAGGGAGGAGGAUGCUCUGCGGUUCCCCCCAUCCACUGCUCUCUGCUGGCUUUUGUCAUUUCCACUUUAGUUUUCCAAGUUCCUCAGGGGCACUCAGCUCCACUCACCGUCACUGCACCCCCCGGCCCCAUCACCGUGGCCAAGGGCGAGGACGUGGUGCUGCCCUGCAGCUUCUCCCCGGGGCAGAAUGCACAGGACACGGAGGUGACCUGGUUUCGGGAGCAGUUCUCGCCCUUUGUGCAUCGCUACAAGUGGGGCCAGGACCAGUACAGGGAGCAGAUGGUUCAGUACCAAGGGCGCACUGAGCUGGGGAAGGACGGCCUUGCCAAGGGCAGCGCGGACUUGAGGAUCUUCCAUGUCCAACCAUCUGACACAGGGAAUUACACCUGCUUUGUUCAACGAGGCUCAGAUUAUGACGAGGCUGUGGUGGAGCUCAAGGUGACAGCCAGCGGCUCUGCCCCGCUCAUCGCGCUGGAGCGCUACGAGCACGGGGGGAUCCGGGUGGCCUGUCGCUCUGCCGGCUGGUACCCACGGCCCCGGGUGCUGUGGCACGAUCCCCACGGGCGCCAUCUCCCGUCCCUCUCGGAAAACGCUACCCAGGACAAGAAUGGGCUCUUUGCAGCUGAGAGCAGCAUCAUCCUCACCAGGGCUGGGAACCAGGAACUCUCCUGCUCGGUGCAGCACCUCCCGCACACACCGGGGCAGGGAUCAGCCCUUCACAUCUCAGAUCCCUUUUUCCAAGAUGCCCAUCCUUGGAUGAUUGCCCUGGGCGUGGUCCUGGUUGCUGUGGUCACUCUCCUUAUUAUCACUGUUUAUCUAUUUAAAAUUAAAGGUACGAUCCUGGGUUUGGGGGCUGGGGAAGGGGCUGGGCAGCCAUCCUACUCAGCCACCUCUAGUCCUGAGGGAAAGCAGCAGAAAGAAAUAGGAAAGCAGCAGAAAGAAAUAGAGCAACAAGCCCAGGAACUCGCGAACGUGGUUCUGGAUCCAGACACAGCCCACUGUGAGCUUGUCCUGUCUGACAAUGGCAAAAGCGUGACACGAGUUCAGACACGACAGGGCAUCCCCAAUAACCCCAAGAGAUUUAACGUGUGCCACUGCGUUCUGGGGCGUAAGGGCUUCACCUCGGGGAGACACUACUGGGAGAUGGAGGUCGAGAAUGCAGGAGAAUGGGUUGUGGGGGUGUCUAGAGAAGAUGUGAGAAGGAAGGGUUAUAUUGAGUUUAAACCAGAGGAAGGCAUCUGGGCAGUGGGGAACUGGGGAGGGCACUUCCAAGCUCUCACGUCCGUUAGUCACACUCCCCUUCCCAAAAUCCAGAACCCCAAGUGGAUCCGGGUCUCUGUGGAUUAUGAAAUGGGACAGGUGGCAUUUUUCAGUGUUGAUGAGGGGAUUCCCAUCUUCGUGUUUACACAGGCAUCAUUUGGGGGGAAAAAAGUCUACCCUUGGUUCUGGCUGGGUCCUGGGAUAUGUCUGAAAAUAUGUCCUGAUGAAGAGGAGGCAGAAAGAGAAGGGUCUCCAAGGGUGGAGAUCUCGUUACCUCUCUGCACCUCUGUUCCAUGCUGCAUCUCUCCAAGAUCUUUCUCUGAGGCCAGAUAUGCUGUUCUGGUCCCACUGCAGAUCAGUGGGAGAGGCCAUGGCCAAGACUUUGCGUGA
This is a messenger RNA of Chiroxiphia lanceolata (lance-tailed manakin), 1839 nucleotides long. Its product is annotated as butyrophilin subfamily 1 member A1-like. Bases 1 to 1839 code for a protein of 612 amino acids. The record is from RefSeq and is a predicted model, not a curated record. Lineage: Eukaryota; Metazoa; Chordata; Aves; Passeriformes; Pipridae. The transcript is spliced from 10 exons. Gene Ontology annotation, molecular function: protein binding.